Messenger RNA from Chelonia mydas (Green sea turtle), 3539 nucleotides. It is a transcript of the gene AQP11, whose product is annotated as aquaporin 11. Gene Ontology annotation, cellular component: membrane; cytoplasm. Gene Ontology annotation, molecular function: channel activity. The transcript is spliced from 3 exons. The record is from RefSeq and is a predicted model, not a curated record. Gene Ontology annotation, biological process: transmembrane transport. Lineage: Eukaryota; Metazoa; Chordata; Testudines; Cheloniidae. Bases 903 to 1664 code for a protein of 253 amino acids.
CCCUCCGAGGGGACCCGGCUCCCUCAGCAAGCGCGUGAGCGUCACCUCACCGGACCAACGGUCACAGGUAGCAGCGCGAGCUCCGCCGGCUCGGGCGCCAGGCACCGGAGGGAACGCGCUGCCUGCGCACGCGCCGGGUUCGCUCAGGCUCGGGCUCGGUCUGUUUCUAUCCCGCCAGGCGGCCACGGGCCCGGAGCAAAGGCUGGUUCCUUCGCCGGGUCCAAGCGCAGUGCCGCCAGCUGCCGUUUGGUGGAGGCUCCUCGAAGCGGGGAGGGGGAAGGAGCGCUUUGCCACAUAGGCAUUGCGGAGAGGAGAGGAGGGGAGGGGAGGUAGCGACCGGCUGCGGGGGGAGCUGGCCAGGAACUGGGGGAGCUGGUAGUGACCCCCGAGCGGGAAUUGGGGGAGCUGAGACACCCCUCGACAGGCUGUGGGGGGAGCUUGGCAGGAGAGGGGGGAGCUGAGUCACCCCCUCCCCCCCGACAGGCUGUGGGGGGAGCUUGGCAGGAGAGGGGGGAGCUGAGUCACACCCCCCCAACAGGCUGUGGGGGGAGCUUGGCAGGAGAGGGGGGAGCUGAGUCACCCCCCCCCCCCACAGGCUGUGGGGAGAGCUUGGCAGGAGAGGGGGGAGCUGAGUCACCCCCCCCCCCCCGGCAGGCUGUGGGGGGAGCUUGGCAGGAGAGGAGGGAGCUGAGUCACACACACACACACCCCAACAGGCUGUGGGGGGAGCUUGGCAGGAGAGGGGAAGAGCUGAGACACUCGCCUGACAGGCUGUGGAGAAGCAGAGUCCCCCCCUCAUAGGCAGCAGGGGAAGCAGGGCUGGAGAGGGGUGAGCCCAGGACCUGAGUGUAAUUGCCUCUGUGCUGGGAGAAGUCCUGGCCUCUGUCAGCCUGGGCCUCACUAUGGUUCUGGAUGAGACCUGGAUCUCGCUCCUGCUGAUGGUUGGCACCAUGAUGUUGGUAGGAGGGUGCCGGAAGCUAACCCAACGUCAUAUGUACACCCGACGCCCUCGCAUGUUUCUCCUGGAGGUGUUUGCCACUUUCCAAAUCUGUGCCUGCACCAAUGAGCUCCGGCUGCUGGCCAGUGUGCAGCCCAAGCCACAUGUUGCCCUCACCCUCACCUACAUUUUUACUGUCCUGCAUGGAUUGACGCUGACUGGCAGCACAUGCAACCCCUGUGGCACUCUGCAACAAAUCUUGGAUGGUGGGAUCUCAGUCAAGCAAGGCGGGCUGAAGAUUGGAGCCCAGUUCGCUGGUGCAGUGCUGGCCAGAAUUUACAUGCAUCGCAUCUGGUCCAUGGGGAUCAUCAACGUGCACUCUGAGGCACUGUCCGAGGGCUGCUGUAAUCCCAUCCAAACCACUGAGACCCAGGCUUUUUGCAUAGAGCUGCUCUUCUCCACCGUGUUCCAGCUGACCAUACUGCAAUUUGAGUCAAUUAAACCCAGGCUCAGAGUCCACCUAAUUGCUCUUCUCAUUACUAUGCUGGUGUAUGGAGGAGGAAACCUCACUGGAGCAAUAUUUAACCCAGCACUGGCCUUUUCAUUACAUGCAAGUUGUUUCCAUGACAAAUUCUGGGAUUAUUCAAUAGUGUAUUGGAUGGCACCUUCCUUAGGUACAGUACUUGUGGCCAUUGUGUGGGGUGAAAUCCUUCCUUUGAUAUUCUGAGAUAUUUUUAAAUGGUGAACUCCAGAACUACAUAUGUUAAAAAGAGACUCUUAAAAACAGAACUGAAUUGCAGCAACACAGUACAUAGAGGGAAGACACCAGGAUACCAGGCGUUGAGAACGCUGAUUUCCUUACAGGCUUUCCAGAUGAUUUUAUGUUUUGAAAUACAGUGUUAGAACUUUACAGUAGAACUUAAUUACAUAAAUUGGUAUGGUGAGAACAAGAAUGAAACUGUUUAUCACAUAUUUCUCAGUUAAGCCAUGUAUAUGAAGAAAAACACUAUUGCAAAAUGAACUUGUCACUUUAAAUUUAAUCCAAAAUGCCAUUCAUUGACCUUUCUUCCAAACCUAUAUAAAAUGUCAAUUGUAGAGAUAUACAAAAGCAAUCUGAAGUAGUUAGGUAUCUGCCACUACUGGUUUAAUUACAUCAGGCUCUUAUCCAUAUAUAAUACCCACAAGAGAGGGGAUGGGUUCUGAAAAUUUCAUUCUUCAAAUGAUCUUUGCAUAUUCCACUUGUGGCAUAUGUAGCUUCUGCAAGGGGGCAGAGUGGGGCAUGUGGCCCCAAAGGAUGCUACUUGCUAGAAAAAUUCCAAAGCUUGACACCAGAGGCACCAUUUCCCACAAGUGUAAACAUACAGAGGUGACACUCGAUAAAGAUGAGUUACUGAUAAGUACUAACCCACCUUUUCCUCUUGUGACGAAUCUGCCUCCUGCCACCUCGCUAUCAUGUAUUGGCUCAUUAGGGGCCAGUCCUGCAUGAUAGUAAAAGUUGCAGAAUCAGGCCCAUACUUCAAUUAUUUUUGUCCUCUCUUCUUCUGAAUACUAAGUAAUUAAUUCUUGGUCCUGAUUGACAGGAGCUCAUUUUCUAAUGUUAACUUCGCCUAAGACUAAUCAGUAUUAUGAGCAUGAGGAGUCUGAUGGAAGAAUUUGUUAAUACUAGUCAGACUGUGUACUCUGAUGACUAUUCAGAGAGCUUGAAUCAUUUGUGACUCUAUUAUGUCUCUUUAAAAGCUCUCAGUGGGCGUGUUUAGGCUUUAGUAUUUUCCUUUUACAUGGAGCAGUACUCUGCCAUACAAAAAAUAACCAGCAGAGCAGCUCUGCUGCCUCCGAAAAAGUACUCCUGCUGCACACCAGGCCAAACUGGUCAGAGUACACCUUUGCUUGUGGUGAAGACCACCCACAGGAUGUGAGCAUUCCACAGUACUGUAUGCAUUGUCACAGGGCAUUUCUCUCUCUAUGCUUUUAUAAUAUCAUUAACAUAGAAAACACUUUGGCCCCUGCUCAUCUGCAAAAACAUAAUUGUUUAAAAUUGUAUGUAGAGGGGCUGGUUGUAUUUCUCCAUUUAUGUUUAGCAGGUUUGAAAGGGGACAAAGUUAACAAGUUUUAUAUGUAAUUGAGAUACUGAAGCAUGGGACUCUCAAAGCAGUCAGGAGAUAUUGCACUAUUAGAUUCUGGUAUAAAACAGUAACCCCACCCAGACUUUAAAAAGCUAUAAGGCAAAUAUUUUAUGGUUACCAUUAGGUAUUUUGCCUGUAGCUGCUCUGAUUAAUUUUUAGAGCAAGUGGUACUGCCACAUAUAAGCACAUUUUGCCUUUUUUGUUUUAAAUAGCUGUGCAUAUGUAAGAUGUUACAAAUGGCCUUCUAGUCUCUUGGCUGUUAGCCUUAUCUCAGCUAAGUUUCCUCUUGACUUAAGAUGAGGAGUGGGUUUACUUCAGAGCCAAUCCAAGUAGUGCUGUGUUAGUAAGACACAAAACUGAAAAACAAAUGUCACCUCAUCAACAUACUUAGUCUACAUUAGUCCAGGUCUGCAAAUGUUGCAAACCCCUGAUCUUUCUCCCAGCACACAAUAUAAUGCAUUUAGGAACAGCCAGAGAGA